Messenger RNA from Arthroderma uncinatum, 1569 nucleotides. Its product is annotated as carboxypeptidase cpdS. NCBI's taxonomy places the organism in Eukaryota, Fungi, Ascomycota, Eurotiomycetes, Onygenales, Arthrodermataceae. The record is from RefSeq and is a predicted model, not a curated record. Bases 1 to 1569 code for a protein of 522 amino acids. The transcript has 4 exons. Gene Ontology annotation, biological process: proteolysis. Gene Ontology annotation, molecular function: serine-type carboxypeptidase activity.
AUGCACGGAUUCUCAUUCCUUGUCUUGGCCCUCUCUGCCAUAGAUGCUGCCGUAGCUGGUAGCAUUCCUAGCCGGCGAAGCUUGCAGCAUGUGGGCAAGAGAGACCCAUUGCCUGCAGCUCGCAAUGUUCCAACCUUCGAUUUCUCCGAGUCAACGACACACACCGUCAACAAGCGACAGAGCUCACGCUUGAACAGCAAGACAAACAAAUAUGCUGUCGAUGGAACAAAAAUCCCAGAGGUUCAGUUCGAUAUCGGUGAAUCAUACGCUGGUCUGAUGCCAAUUUCUACCAAACAUGAUGAAAGUCGUAAACUGUACUUUUGGUACUUCCCAUCCGAGAACCCAGCUGCUGAGGAUGAAAUCACCAUCUGGCUCAACGGAGGCCCGGGCUGCAGUUCCCUGGAAGGUCUCCUCCAAGAGAAUGGUCCCUUCAGCUGGCAAUACGGAACCCUUUAUCCUGUUGCUAACCCAUGGGCUUGGAACAACCUGACCAACAUGGUCUGGGUCGAACAGCCUGUUGGAACUGGAUUCUCACAAGGAAAGCCAUCUGUGAGAUCCCAAGAAGACGUUGCAACGCAAUUCUUGGGAUUCUUCAGGAACUUCGUGGAUACCUUUGACUUGCACGGCAAGAAAAUCUACAUUGUUGGAGAAAGUUAUGCAGGAUUAUAUGUCCCCUACAUUGCCCAUGCGAUGUUUGCAAAGAAGAACAAGAGAUAUUUCAAUGUUGAGAACACUCUAAUCUUCGACCCCUCCAUAAAUACUGAUGCAGUUCUCGAGCAAGUUCCCGCUGUCCCCUUCGUGGACCACUGGGGUGGACUUUUCCCAUUUAACGAGACCUUCAGCAAGCAUAUUCACGACACGGCCGACAAGUGUGGCUACACCUCCUUUAUGAAGGAUAACCUCGUCUACCCACCCAAGGGAAAGCUCCCCUCACUCCCCGCCGUCACCCCAGAGUGCGAUGUCUGGACCCAAAUCUUCAACGCCGUUUCUCUCGUCAACCCCUGCUUCGAUGUCUACCAAGUAGCCACCACCUGCCCACUUUUGUAUGACGUGCUCGGCUACCCAGGAAGCUUCGAGUACCUGCCUGCCGGGGCAAACGUUUACUUCAACCGCACCGACGUGCAGAAGGCGAUCAACGCACCGAUCCAGAAAUGGACUGAGUGUUCCGAACACCCUGUCUUCGUGGAUGGAAAGGAUAACUCUGAACCAUCGUCCUUCACCAUCAUUCCGGAUAUCAUCGAAAAGUCGCCCCGUACUAUUAUCGCCCACGGAGAUUUGGAUUACGUCCUUAUCAGCAACGGAACUCUGUUGAGUAUCCAGAACAUGACUUGGGGCGGCGCCCAGGGCUUCACACAGGAGCCUUCCAAGCCACUUUUCGUGCCAUACCAUGAACGCGGAAGCUUGAGCACUCUUGCCGGAGCUGGCGUAAUGGGUCGUCACCACACCGAGCGAAAGCUAACAUAUGUUGAGCUCUACCUGACUGGCCACAUGGGACCUCAGUAUAACCCAGCUGCGUCGUUUAGAAUCUUGGAGUUCUUGUUGGGCAGAAUCGAUGAUCUGUCCAAGUAA